Molecule: messenger RNA, 2147 nt
Organism: Python bivittatus (Burmese python)
Lineage: Eukaryota; Metazoa; Chordata; Lepidosauria; Squamata; Pythonidae
Gene: STMN2
Product: stathmin 2
Biological process (GO): microtubule depolymerization; neuron projection development; regulation of microtubule polymerization or depolymerization
Cellular component (GO): cytoplasm; neuron projection; growth cone
Molecular function (GO): tubulin binding
Source: RefSeq, a predicted model, not a curated record
UGCUGUAGCUGGACCUCGUUGCCUUCGCAAGCUCGGAGCAUCUGUAGCGCCUACAAUGGCUAAAACUGCGAUGGCUUAUAAAGAAAAGAUGAAGGAGCUUUCUAUGCUUUCUUUGAUCUGCUCCUGUUUUUACCCAGAAUCUCGCAACAUCAAUAUGUACACAUAUGAUGAUAUGGAAGUCAAACAUAUCAACAAACGUGCUUCUGGCCAAGCUUUUGAACUCAUCUUAAAGCCACCAUCUCCUAUCUCUGAAGCACCACGGACUAUAGCCUCCCCAAAGAAGAAAGAUUUGUCCCUUGAGGAGAUCCAGAAAAAGCUGGAAGCUGCAGAAGAAAGGAGAAAGUCCCAGGAGGCCCAGGUGCUGAAACAACUGGCAGAAAAGAGAGAACAUGAGCGAGAAGUUCUUCAGAAGGCUUUGGAGGAGAACAAUAACUUCAGCAAAAUGGCAGAGGAAAAACUGAUACUGAAAAUGGAACAGAUCAAAGAAAACCGUGAAGCUAACUUAGCUGCUCUUAUUGAACGUCUUCAGGAGAAGGAAAGGCAUGCUGCAGAGGUCCGCAGAAACAAGGAGCUCCAGGUGGAACUGUCUGGCUGAGUCCAGCAGUGGAGGGAAUGGGAUAACUCCCCUGCCUAUAUUAUUACAGAUCAUGAAAUAUUAGUAUAGGAAAUGUAUGACAUGGUUUAAAAAAAAAUGAAUCAAGAACUCAAUAAAAACAAAACAAAAAAAAUAAAACAAUGCAGUCUUUGCAGAAUGAUUUGCUUGAUGUUUAAAAUUAAAACUUGGAUCUUAUUUUGUAAAUACUUACAUUUUUGUUAAAAAAUACAAGUAUUGCAUUAUGCAAGUUAUUUCAUAAUCUUUACACGUCCUGUAACAGGCUUUUGAUGUUGUCUAUUUUCAUUCAGUUAAAUUUGUUAGAACUUUGCUAUGAAGUUCUUUGCAGCAAAAUCCAUGCCGAACUGUAUACUCAUUCUAACUGAAAACCAAGUCAGUAGAAGGUCUAUGGUGCUACUGUCCAGUCAUUGCUUAAUAACCUGGAAAGCUUUGCAAUCAAUAAGCGGAAGUCAAUAAGCAAAUUACAGGUAGGCAUUCUUAUUUGAUUAAAUGAUCCAGAAAAUGAAGUCAUAGAACAUUAAGAAGUCAUAAUUUAUUUACAACCCCAGUCUUCUACUAUAGAGAAAAGAGGGCUGCACGAAACAGAAACAAGCCCCACAGGGUUCAGUGAAAUUUAUCCCCCAAAGGAUCUAAAGGAGAAAGCCUUAGAGCACACCAGAAUUUUUUUCUGGGUAAAUAUGCAUAGCAUUGUGCUAUAAAACAGUAUUCACUAAAGCUGUAUGUCUUAAGUUUAAAAGAAAAAACGAUUCUCUGUUUCCAAAAAGAAUUUUCUCAACAGGAAGGCAAAUAGAUAUGUGAUUUGAACUUUUUUCUUUUUUUAAAAAAAAGGCAUUAUAUGCAAUAGGGAAUGAACAACCAUAUUUGUUCGAAAGCUUUUUUUUUUUUUUUUUUGAAAGGCUGGAUUCCAAAAUUGCCCAGUUUCAGAUUCACUGCUGGAGAAAUUCAUGGAGUUUAUAGGUAUAGAAACUGCACUCAGUUUCCUUAUCUUAGGCUCUAGCCUUCUAAAACCUGGUGUACUCCUGUUGUGAUGGCACUGCAAUUCCUAAACUGCAGUUCUAGAUGUUCCAUAAACCCCAACGUAUUUGAAGGGUAUCAGUUUGGGAAAUAGGCAUACAGUCUUGUCUCCAGUUGCUAAAAACCUGUGAAGCAACCAAGAGCAUCUUUGCAGACAGAAUUCCAGCCUUAAGCUUUGUGAUUUCAUUCAAGCUUUCUUUUGUGAAAGAUGUUCUGUGUGCUAUUUUUCAUCCCAAUUCAGUGAGCUGGUCUUAAUCCUACUGACUUCUGCUCUACAGUGUUAGUCUGUCCUGCCUACUUUUAAAAUACUAUCUAAACAAUGAGGGCUGAAGCAGUCAGGAUGGCUAGCCGAGGUGCUUGUGUCAAGUAGUAUCACCAAACUCAACACACAUACUGUCUGAAACAGCUGCCAGCUUGAAGGUACCCCAAACUCUCCUGGAAAUUGCUGCCUGCUUAUUCUACUCUUCAUUAGUGCUAUUUUCCUGUAUGUCAUUGUGAGCAAGCUGUGAUUAAUAAAGAA